Messenger RNA from Podarcis lilfordi (Lilford's wall lizard), 684 nucleotides. The record is from the annotation of a GenBank genome assembly. Lineage: Eukaryota; Metazoa; Chordata; Lepidosauria; Squamata; Lacertidae.
AUGGCCGAGCCCUUCCCUCAACUCCUCAUCGCUGCAGCCCGCCAGCACCUCAGAAUCGGGAAGAAGAAAGUCUUAUCCCGCUCAGCCUCCUUGAAUCUCGCUGGCGAGAUACUGGCUGUAGCCGCUGGCUUGAAGCCAGCCUUCCUGUACGAUUACAAUUCUGCUGGGACUUCUCAGAUCCUAAGCUACGUUCAGCAGCUUCAGACCAUCAAUCCGUUUGGAUGCCGGCUACACAUUCUGAGCAUAGCUGAAAAUGUUCUGAUUGUCAACUUGGGGCUGAUGCUGCUGUGGUUGGAGACAAUCCUGCUUAAGGACAACAUCCCCUUUGUUGACGUUUCUGCUUCCAGGACAUGCCCUAGCCUUUGUGAUCUGGAAGACGUGGGUCUCAUCAAAGGUCACCUGUCAGAGAUACUGAAUCAUAUUAAAGCCCAGGCAGCAGACACAUCUCAGAUGCUUUCCUCCAGUGCGGUCUUUUGCUCAAAGUGGAAUCUAUGCACUCUCUUUGGUGUCUUGCUGGGCUAUCCUGCUGCUUACAGUUUCCCUGUUCAGAAGAGCUUUGACAAUUGCCUUUCUCUGACCCCACUGAGGGUGUUCACUGUCCAAGCCACGUUCUGUAAGAUAAGCAACGAUUUUAGAGUACGCUUUACUCCUUUAGCAUCCCAGAUCUCUUGUAUCCCGUCAUGA